AACAAACUGGCGCUAGUUUAAAGCGGUUUGUUCGGAGUGACGCAAUGUUGAUCAUCAUCACUCUUCUUUCUUAUCAUCAUCAGACAUUAACGCACGUAACGACUUAACUCGCCCCGCAUCUCUAUCUUCUUUUCUCUUUCUCUCUUCCUUUCUCUCGAUUUCUUUUUCUUUGAUUGUUGUAUCGGGUUGAUUAGAUUUUGAUGCGCCUACUACGAAUACUAUUGUCGAAUCUCGUUCGCUCACCGAGUAAACGCGAGUACGCGCACGUUCACGACGUGCAGAUUAAGUGGGACGGUGUGCUGAGUGUUAAGGAGGGUGGGAAGGGGUCUUCUUCUUCUUCUGCGAAUAUGGCGCUGAAUGUUUUCAAGCAACCCCUCGCACUACACUCGACUCAACCGCUAACGGGCUUCACGCGGACCGGAUACUGCGAGGUGCCGCCGUCGGAUGCGGGUAACCAUGCCAUUGCGGGCAUCGUUUCAAAAGAGUUUCUGGACUUUUCGGCGGCCCGUGGGAAUGAUUUGCGCCAGGUGGGGCUGACGGAUGGCUGCAAGUGGUGUUUGUGUGUGAGUCGCUGGAAAGAGGCGUUUGAUGCGCGGACGGGGCUGGAUGAUAAGAAGGUGCCCAAGGUUGUGCUCAAGGCUACGAAUGAGAAGGCGUUGAGGGGGUUGGCGAUGGAGGACUUGAAGAAGUUUGCGGUUGAUGCGGAGUAGAAUGGUGGGGGUUGAUGAAAUUGGUAUUGGGUAUACCCUACGACCUAGACUGAACAUUACGAAACUCUUAUGGCUACGUUCACAUCACUCUUUUUUCUUCUCCUGUAUAUUCAAAAACUCUCUUGCUUUCCUUUGAUAGUAAGCUCCAUAUCCUCUCCCUACCUCAACAUUCUUUAUUAGUCCUCUGACUACCUGAUGAUCACAUGUAUAUCUGUACAAAAUCGACCCAACACAUAAUCUCCAUACUUCUAUUCCACACAGCCCAUAAUAGUAAGAAACUUAUACCUCUUAGUUCUGGAAUAUACACAACAUAU
Messenger RNA from Bipolaris sorokiniana ND90Pr, 1024 nucleotides. RefSeq lists its product as uncharacterized. The coding region runs from base 201 to 710 and encodes 169 amino acids. The transcript has 2 exons. Lineage: Eukaryota; Fungi; Ascomycota; Dothideomycetes; Pleosporales; Pleosporaceae. The record is from RefSeq and is a predicted model, not a curated record.